AUGAAGUUCUGGGAUGUAAUCGAAACAAAUGAAAGGCUUCUUCUUAUUCACAUUGUCGACGAUGAAGCGCCAUGGUUGAAAUACUCUGUUUGCGUGAAAGGAGACUUGAGCGUGACACUACACGUCAUGAAAACAGCCGUAAAAAAGCUAGGCGCAAAUGCCUGCGUUCCCGAAAUCGCUAACAGUAAAAGGGGUAUGGUGGAACUCCUGGAAGGCAUCGAGAAGUGGGACGGUGACCUGAUGUGCAACUCAGUCGCGGAAAUUUGCGAGGCGGUUUGUUUACUGCUAGAUCAGCUUUGCACGUCCCAAGCAGAAGACGACGCCAACUGUGUUCGAUUUCUGAAGGAGCACGUCACCUUGCACCUAUCGAAAGAACAGCGCAGGCGCUGCUCUGCUUUCAUGAUGUUCUGCUGCAUUCUUUUCACUAUAUCGCCCCAUGCGUACGCGUUCAUGCGCAGCCAUGCAAGCAUCACCUUGCCGCAUCCUAUGACAAUCAGAUCAGUGUGCUUGUCUUAA
Molecule: messenger RNA, 516 nt
Organism: Rhipicephalus sanguineus (brown dog tick)
Lineage: Eukaryota; Metazoa; Arthropoda; Arachnida; Ixodida; Ixodidae
Exons: 1
Coding region: 1-516 (171 amino acids)
Source: RefSeq, a predicted model, not a curated record